AUGGCGGAGGAAUUAAGCAAGAACUUUGAAACUCUCCAACUCCACGCGGGCCAACAGCCGGACCCGGCGACGAAUUCUCGUGCAGUUCCUAUAUAUGCCACAACUAGCUUCGUCUUCAAUGAUUCGGCACACGGCGCGAGGCUAUUUGGCCUCAAGGAAUUUGGCAACAUAUACAGCCGGCUCAUGAACCCUACUGUCGAUGUAUUCGAGAAGCGUAUCGCUGCUCUGGAAGGCGGAGUGGCCGCGGUCGCAGCUUCGUCUGGCCAGGCUGCCCAAUUCAUGGCUAUCGCCGCCCUCGCUCACGCCGGCGACAAUAUUGUUGCGACUCCCAGCCUCUACGGUGGUACAUACAACCAAUUGAAGGUUUUUAUUGCGCGGCUCGGAAUCAAGACCAAGUUCAUCGAGAGCGACAAGCCUGAGGAAUUUGCCGCAGCUAUCGAUGAUAAGACCAAGGCCGUAUAUAUCGAGAGUAUUGGUAACCCCCGGUAUAACGUCCCAGACUUUGAGGCCAUUGCCAAGGUUGCGCACGAGAAAGGUGUCCCCGUAGUGGUGGACAACACUUUCGGAGCUGGAGGCUACUUCGUCAGGCCCAUCGAGCACGGCGCAGACAUCGUUGUCCACUCGGCGACCAAGUGGAUUGGUGGUCACGGAACAACUAUUGCUGGCGUCGUUGUUGAUAGUGGGAAGUUCGACUGGGGCAAGAACGCGGCCCGGUUCCCCCAGUUUGUUGAGCCGUCAGAGGGAUACCACGGCCUCAAGUUCUGGGAGACAUUCGGACCUAUUGCUUUUGCUAUCCGCGUGAGAGUUGAGAUCCUACGUGAUCUAGGCUCUUCUUUAAACCCCUUUGCUGCUCAACAACUCAUCCUCGGUAUCGAGACGCUGAGCUUGAGGGCUGAGAGGCAUGCGCAGAACGCGCUUGCACUCGCAAAGUACUUAGAGUCCAGCCCCUACGUGAGCUGGGUAUCGUACCCCGGAUUGGAGAACCAUCCUAGCCACGAGUUGGCUAAGAAGUAUUUGAAGAGGGGUUUCGGUGGUGUCCUCAGCUUUGGCGUCAAGGGCGGUGGCGCUGCUGGUAGCCAAAUCGUUGACGGCUUCAAGCUGAUUUCCAACCUCGCCAACGUUGGAGAUUCUAAGACUCUAGCUAUCCACCCCUGGACUACGACACACGAACAGCUAUCAGAUGAAGAAAAGAUCGCUUCCGGAACGACUGAGGAUCUGAUCCGUAUUUCAGUUGGUACGGAGCAUAUCGACGAUAUUAUUGCCGACUUUGAACAGUCUUUCAAGAAGGCUUCAGCUGCGACAACGAAGGGAGAAGAGGCAGGAUCUGGAGGUGAGACUAAGCAGAAGGAAGCACCAACAGUGGUCUAG
Molecule: messenger RNA, 1368 nt
Organism: Daldinia childiae
Lineage: Eukaryota; Fungi; Ascomycota; Sordariomycetes; Xylariales; Hypoxylaceae
Product: O-acetylhomoserine (thiol)-lyase
Exons: 5
Coding region: 1-1368 (455 amino acids)
Biological process (GO): transsulfuration
Molecular function (GO): transferase activity, transferring alkyl or aryl (other than methyl) groups; pyridoxal phosphate binding
Source: RefSeq, a predicted model, not a curated record